AUGGCGAUGCUCUUGUCGAGAGCCCUGCGCUCGGGGCAUCUGACCUCCUACUCCGCGGUUGGAAACUUCUCGCACUUCUCCUUGCGGCAGCGUUACACACAGAUGCUGAAGGCACAGACCGAUCCCACGCUGGCGGACUUCUUCUUUCAGAGCUACCUCCGCGCAUUCUUCGCGGAUCCGCCCUCCUACAACUACUGGUUCAUCAGCAUUGCGGCAUUCGGCGCCUGCAUUGGCAUCCUGUCUCGCCAGAUCUUCUUCAACCCGGAUGUGAUGUUCCGCUUCCAGGAGAAGCGAAAGCCUCUGCCUGACCGCCACAGGCAGUGGACCUAUUCCCUGCCUUUCUUCAACCACCGCCUGCGCAACAUGUGCUGCAAGUACAAGGCCUGCAUGAUUGACAACGAGCCGGACUGGGCCGACUAUCAUCCCCUCGGCUACCGCCCAAACCGGAAGCAGUGCCACAGGCGCCCGUGGUUGUGGAUCCUGACCAUCCCUCGCUACACCAUCGAGGACCCCUUGUACUCCUCCGUGACGCAUGAGAACAUGAACCGAAUCUACGAGGAUGUGGGCUACAUCAAGCCGGCCAAGACCGAGGAGGUUCGGGAGCCUCGCGAGUCCCGCGAGCCCCGGCCGCCGGAGGAAGCCCCGGAGGCUGGAAGAUCUCGACGUCUCCAAGACAUCCCCGCUUUCAGCUCGCGGUUCCAUGCCCUCACCUGGAGUGGCAUUUCAGGCGCCUGCACCAUCGCCGCCUGCAGAGAGGCUCCCGGGCCUUUCGAGAACCGGCUGAACCACUUGUUUGUGGCUGCGCCGCGAGGGCAGAGAGGAAGCCACGGCGGCCUCACAAGGAGGCGCCCGGCUUUGGAGCUCUGGGAAGUCGGCACCGCCACGGUUUCUGCCGAGGCGUCGGAGGUGGAGGCCAGCCCGCCGCAGGCGCCGCCCGCGGCGCGGCCAACGAAUGGCCGCAAAGUGGAGGCGCCCCAUGUGGAGGAGGAAAUUGAGGUUCACGCUCCAGCUCCACCUGCGCCAAAGCCUGCGGAGGAAGAAGUGGACGAUGAUAUUGAGUACGACGAAGAUUUCGAGGAAGCGGAUGACGAGGAGGAGUAUAUACCCCAGAUUAAAUCCUCGUCGCCGUCUCCCCCGAGCCAAUCGCCGGAUGGGACACCCAACAAGGUCACUUUCCGGCCGAUGUCCUCGCAGUCUCUUCGUGCACCGACGCCUCCGCUUGGGAAGGAGUCGCCAGUCUCUGCAUCAGCCAUCAAGAAGGCGACGCAGAGCGAAAAUGAGAGGAUGGCGAGGAAGUCCCCGAUGCCGACUUCGCCGGACAUGGGCAGGAAGCGGGGAGGGGGACUCAUGGCCGAGUACGAGUCGACCAUGCCCAAGUUCAACCUGGCUGGCAGCCGGGGCUCCCGGCUCUCCCGAGCGGUCAGCGGAAGUCUGAAGUCUCAAAGUCUCCGCCUGCUUGGAAGCCUCGACCCCUUCUUCUCG
Molecule: messenger RNA, 1482 nt
Organism: Symbiodinium necroappetens
Lineage: Eukaryota; Dinophyceae; Suessiales; Symbiodiniaceae
Source: the annotation of a GenBank genome assembly